Medioppia subpectinata is the source of this 1740-nucleotide messenger RNA. The record is from the annotation of a GenBank genome assembly. NCBI's taxonomy places the organism in Eukaryota, Metazoa, Arthropoda, Arachnida, Sarcoptiformes, Oppiidae.
AUGUCAUCGAAUCCAUUAUCUGUAUUGAUGUCAAUAAAGACAUUGAAUCCAGAAGUGGACGACUAUUGGCUGUCAAUACCGGCGACCGUGAAAACCAUCGAUGGUCUCAAACUACAUGUGCUGACCAACGAAUGCAUCGACACAGACAUCAAUGUCCUCGACAUACAGCUCUAUAAGUCCAAUGGUAUACUUCGCGGCCAAUCGUCCAUCGCUGGUGUCAUUCGAGACAAAGAUCGCAUCGAAAUGCGGAUCAAAUGUAAAUGUGUGGACAAACGGUCUAAGACUACUGUCACCCGACCGACACCUGUGGCCAGGGAUGGACUGACUCCGCGAUCGCCACUGACUCCGGCGGCCAUUGACUCGCAUUCCCUAUCAUUACUUCACGACUUCUAUAAGACGCUCUCUAAGCAGAUCCAGUCGCUGACCGCCAGUCAAAGAGAAACACUGAUCAUUAGAGACAGGGAUGGAUUGGCCGCGCAAUUGACAAACAAGGAUAAUGAGCUUAAGAAGCAGACAAAGAGUAUGUCCCAAGAGUUGGAGAUCGAGCGCCAGCGUUGCCAUCAGUUGCAGCAACAGAUCCAGUCGCUGACCGCCGAUAAGACAUCGAUCAUCAAAACCAGGGAUCUAUUAUGCGCACAAAUGGCUGAUAAGGAUAUUGAGCUGCAGAGACAAUCAGAGAUUUGGUCCGUUGAUUAUGAGUCCCAACGCCAGCGUUGCGUUGAGUUGCAGCAACAGAUCCAGAUGGUGAAAGCUGGCCACUCACUAGCCGUCAAAGAGUGUGAAAGAAUGCCACAAUUGAUCGCACUAUUGGCCACUGAACGCAAUGAGCUGAAGAAUAUGGGCCGAGAGUUGGAGAUCGAACGCAAACGUUGCUAUCAUUUGCAGCAACAGAUCCAGUCGCUGACCGCCGACAAGACACUGGCCAUCAACGAAAAGAACAAAAUGGCCGCAGAAUUGGCACAAUUCAAGAAUAGGGCAGUGAUGGCGAAGAGUGUGGCCCAAGAUAUUAAGAGAAACCCCUUUGGUUACCACGACGUGAAUAAAAAGUUGCAUACAUUGCCCACAGACAGGUCCCGCACACCGGUCUCCCCUUUGGCCAGACUUUCCACUCCCGGAACCCCUGGCCAUCGGUUCGGAGCUGAUCCCAGCGCUAAAACAUUGUGUCCAGAAGUGGACGACUAUUGGCUGUCAAUAUCGCCAUCACUGAAGACCAUCGAUGGUCUCAAGAGAUCUAUACUGACAGACAAUUGCAUUGUCAAAGACAUGGAUGACAUCCAACUCUAUCUCUACAACGGCUUACUUCGUGGCAACGCAUCCAUCGGUGAUGUCCUCCAAAAUAGAGAUUGCAUUGAAUUGCGGGUGAAGUUUGCGAACACAAAGCGGAUCAGCUCUUCGGUGGGCAAUAAUUAUGGGAGACAUAAGAGGAUUAAAAGUUCUUCUAUUAAUUGCAUAACUGUCGACGACUCCGACGACGAGUCAAUGAGUGGCCGAUCGGCUGUUCAGACCAUUGUUAAGACAGAAAGCGGUUCCAUGUCUUCGCCAAAAGUGGUCAUCAAAUCGGAGGUUAUGAGCGAAACAGACGACACCGAAAGUGUUGACAAAUCAUUGAAUGGCUGCGAAGACAAUGUAAAACAGGAAGUAAUAGUAAAGAGUGAGUCCAAUAUAUCGUCGGCAGCGGUGGUCAGUGACGCCGAAGCCGCGCACCAAUGGCUACCCUAUAGCCAGCCGUGCGGGACAUGU